Blastomyces gilchristii SLH14081 is the source of this 333-nucleotide messenger RNA. RefSeq lists its product as uncharacterized. The record is from RefSeq and is a predicted model, not a curated record. The coding region runs from base 1 to 333 and encodes 110 amino acids. The transcript has 2 exons. NCBI's taxonomy places the organism in Eukaryota, Fungi, Ascomycota, Eurotiomycetes, Onygenales, Ajellomycetaceae.
AUGAGUGCUGCAUAUCUUCGGACGCAAAUUCUUGCAAAUGCCAAAUUCCUCUAUGGCCCAGAGAAGAAGUUUGAGAUCAUAACCGGGCUCGUGUUCCUCGGCAUGUACGGAAACAUUCAAGCAAGCAAUGCAAUUCUUGUAACGACAGACGCGGACGCUGGAACCUUCCGAACGCACCUUGUUGGUACUCCCAAGGAGCAUAUCGAUGACGCGAUGAUGGAGCUGCAUAAUGAGGUCACGAAGAAGAUUUAUGAGAAGUUGUCUGUGGGUUUGGACGAAAAUGCUGCGAUAGAGGCUGGAGAGACAGUUAUUGAAGGGACGCUGGAUUGGUGA